Molecule: messenger RNA, 1146 nt
Organism: Penicillium olsonii
Lineage: Eukaryota; Fungi; Ascomycota; Eurotiomycetes; Eurotiales; Aspergillaceae
Source: the annotation of a GenBank genome assembly
AUGGCCCAUUAUCAGCACUCACAGCCUUACUCAACUGGCUCUCAAUGGCUCCAGGCCACUCCAGCUCAUAGUCAACCCACCAUGCAGGAUCUGGUCCGUGCUUUCCCUCGGCCGAGACAUUCCCGGAUCGUGAAGCCUCGUAGUGCGGGCAACAGUCCUUCAUCGACCAUGAGAAGACGAUCCACCGUGAACCAACAGGUGAUGCAGGCCAUGCCCUCGCAAUACCAGUCCUCCCUGGAACAGGCUCUCUUCGCCUCAGCCUCGCGGAACUCACGCCCGAUUAGCUGGCAUCCUUCUUCGGCCAGAACUCGGGGUCUGUCAAAUCCGCAAUGCUAUCCCGGUUUCAACCAAGAGAGUUAUGGGAUGGGCCCUGCUGGGCAAUACCUGCCCCAAAGUGUAUACGGCGGUGACGAGAUGAUGUACCCCAUGACGGCCGACUCGACCUUCUCACCCAACGACUACUUCCCUGUCUACUCGGAGAUGCAAGAAGACUUGCCACUGCCGCAACAAACCCCGGCGCUGUCCAUGGCUGGCUCGCAUGUUGAGCCGAUGGGUUGGGAUGUCGCCAUGCCCGAUUUCGCAGCGAUGAACCCGGCUUCCGACAACUGGUCCAUGGAAAUGCUUUCUAUGGGCACUAACAUCCCGCCACCCGAACAAAACUGCCCCAGCUACGUCAAUGUGCCUUCACCAGGCGAAAUGAGCGGCCCAUCCACCCCGGACUUCCUUCCUAUUCAACAAUUCGAAGAUCACUUCCAGUCGCCCGUCGAAGCCAAGAAGUCUAGCAAGGCCGAAGAAGAACUAGUCGGAAUGGGUCUCUACAACCAACCAAACGGAACAUUAGCCAAGGCCCCGCAAAGCAAGCCAGGCACCGGUCUCAAACUGGAAGAGACUUUUACUCCCUCCGACGAAGACAAGGAUGCCGAAGGCGAAGACGACGACGAAUGCGAAGACCAGCCAUCUCCGCCAAUCCGCGAGGAGCCUGUGCCGAUGGCCCAAUCGAGCUUCUUCCCCAAGCAAUCGAAGCAAACCUUAAACAUGCUUCAGCGGUCUUUCUUUUUCGACCAAGAUGAAGAUCAACAGCCGACUGCGCAACCUUUUCCGAGCCUGAACCAACCUUGCAUGAACUACGGUUACGGGUGGAUCUAA